ACAGGCAGUGGAUCGAUAACAAACCAGACUCGGCGAAAAAAUAUGACUGCAACAAUAGGCAGCUAGCUGGCUUCUUAUCUUUUUAUAAGCCAGAAUCCCAGGCAAGAGAAUCAAGACGACCGAGGCCAUGGAGAGAAAAGGUGUACCCAUUAAGCGCAUCCUCAACAAGCCCCAGAUAGUCCGCAGUCUGGGCAGCAACCUCCACCCUGAUGUGAACGCCAGCCACUCCCGGGCUGGAUGGUCGCUCCUGAGCAAAGUGCAGCGCAGCAGGCACAAGAAUCUGUAUGAAGUCAACCAUCAAAAUAGGGCCAAGCCUGAUUUAAACACAACACUACCAGUACGACAGACGGCAUCCAUCUUCAAACAGCCAGUGACCAAGGUUACAAACCACCCCAACAACAAGGUGAAGACAGACCCGCAGAAGGCUGUGGACCAGCCGAAACAAUUGUUCUGGGAGAGGAAGUUGGGCGGGUUAAAUGCAUUCGAUAUCGCAGAGGAGCUGGUGAAAACUAUGGAUCUUCCUAAAGGCUUACAGGGGGUUGGGCCUGCAUGUUCAGAUAAAACACUUCUUUCUGCCAUCGCCAGCGCUCUGCACACCAGCCCCUCACCGGUCACCGGACAACUCACUGCUGCCGUGGAGAAAAAUCCUGGAGUCUGGCUCAACACAUCUCAGCCUCUCUGCAAAGCCUUUGUAGUGACUGAUGAUGACAUCAGGAAGCAAGAGGACCUGGUGCAGAAUGUGAGGAGGCGGCUGGAGGAAGCCCUCACCGCGGAUAUGUUGGCUCAUAUAGAGGAUGCCACCGCAGCAGCCGCAGCCGCAGCCAACAAAGUGGAGGAGAAGGUUGAGCAGGUGGACAAGGAGGAAUUAUAGCCAAGGCUUAUUUGACAUGAAGUUUGCUGGUAAACUCCUUUCUUUUUCAAAUAAUUGGCUCCAUGAAGAUUUUUAUACACUUUGAACUGAAAAAGACCCUAAAUGCAGACAUUCUGCAGAUUUUGUUUACCUAAAAAAAAAAAGACUUUUCUUUAAUAUUAUUAUUAUUUUUUACAUUCAAGUGUAAUUCUGGAAGGGUGCUUUGGAUUUCCAGUUCACUUUUACCUCUACUAAUGUAAGGCAACUUUCUUUAGACUUUCCAUACUGUUUAGCGUUUUCAUGUCACAAUGACGUCACCUCCUCAUCAUUGAUCCUAUAUCGAGUCAAAUGAAAUUACUGUUCCUGUAAGUCCUUUUACUUUUAAGGCAGUUCACGGCAGUUGUGGAUGAUUCUCUACACAAGGCAGUGUUACAGUUAAUAAACGGCUGUUCAAGCUCAAAGUAAAGUACAAAACACAAACCUGGUGUCUGUGUGUGUGUGUGUGUGUGUGUGUGUGCUUGUGUUGAAUGUAUCACUUCAUGUUGGUGUCUUGAGUGUUUCUUUUUUGACAUGUUGCUCUUUUAUAUUUUACUCUGGCACUGCAGGUAUUGUGUUGUUUGGAAGCAUAGAACGGUUGCAGUAUGUUUACAUGCACACGGCACUGUUGUGGCUGUGAAUAAUCAAAUGUAGUUAGCUUGGUUUCAAAUUUUUGCAGUUCAAAGCAGUGUUAUUUCUCACAAUAACUUAAGUUUACAUGGUUUUGAAGUUUAGGUCACAGUAUUUGUGUUUCGCCAGCUACAUUUGAGUUUGAUAUGUAACAGAACAAGUAUGUACCUUCAGAAAAUACAAAAAACAAUAAAACACUGAUGUAACAUGAUGUACUGUACCUCAUUACAAUAAUUGUUAUUUGUCUCUCUGCCACUGAAAUAAAUGCAGCUCUUUUAUG
Messenger RNA from Pseudoliparis swirei, 1796 nucleotides. RefSeq names its product methyl-CpG binding domain protein 3a (gene mbd3a). NCBI's taxonomy places the organism in Eukaryota, Metazoa, Chordata, Actinopteri, Perciformes, Liparidae. The record is from RefSeq and is a predicted model, not a curated record. The coding region runs from base 128 to 871 and encodes 247 amino acids. The transcript has 7 exons.